Peromyscus leucopus (white-footed mouse) is the source of this 4526-nucleotide messenger RNA. Its product is annotated as protein HIRA. The coding region runs from base 731 to 3781 and encodes 1016 amino acids. Gene Ontology annotation, cellular component: nucleus; HIR complex. Lineage: Eukaryota; Metazoa; Chordata; Mammalia; Rodentia; Cricetidae. The transcript is spliced from 25 exons. The record is from RefSeq and is a predicted model, not a curated record. Gene Ontology annotation, molecular function: protein binding; nucleosome binding. Gene Ontology annotation, biological process: DNA-templated transcription; chromatin remodeling; regulation of DNA-templated transcription.
CGGUGUGGCUGCUCGCUGCUCCGCCGGGCCUAUGUGUUCACGUCUAUACAAACGCCGCAAUCCAUGCGUCCGUCUUGCCCCCCUGUACCCCUCCACCAGGCUAGCUCUUUUCUGCAUCCGUUAGAGACCAGGGCCGCUGCCGCCUGCCGCUAGCUGCAUGCUGGCGCCCGCCCGGAUGGCGCUCGCGAGAUGCCCAAUAGCGCGUGUUGAGGGAUGACGGAUGUUAGUUACUAAGCUGGACUCGGAGCGGCGGAGGUAGGGCUAGAGACCUGGACACUACCGUGGCCCCGCAUCGCCGGGUGGAACCUCGAGGCUCUGCCAGCCCGUCCCAACGGAGCCUCACCAGCGACCGCGCCCGUGCCAGACCCAGAGCGGAGUAGCCCCGCGCUCCCCCUGCCUGCCAAAGAGCUGAGGCGGCCCCGUCCGCGUAGGGAGCGGUUUCCCGCCGGGGCGAUUUGGCAGGUGCGCGCCGUGACUUCCGGCGUUGCCCCGGAGCCGCCGGAGGAGGAGCGGCGCAGGGGAUGCGGCUGUGGCGGCGGCGGCGGCGGCCGAGCGCAGGAGGCGGCUGUGGCGGCGGCUGGGGGCGCGGGCCGGCGAUGGCGCGGUGGCGCUGAGGGCAAGGGUGGGCGGCGGCCGGAGGGCAGGCGGCGCGGGAGGAAGCGGCGGCGGCUCCAUGGCCCAGGCGCGCUGAGGGACACGGCUCUGGCCUCAGCCCGGCGGCGGCCGAACAAUGAAGCUCUUGAAGCCAACCUGGGUCAACCACAAUGGCAAGCCAAUAUUUUCAGUUGAUAUUCACCCUGAUGGGACCAAGUUUGCAACUGGAGGACAAGGGCAGGAUUCUGGGAAGGUUGUGAUCUGGAAUAUGUCUCCAGUCCUCCAGGAGGAUGACGAGAAGGAUGAAAGUAUUCCCAAGAUGCUUUGCCAGAUGGACAAUCACUUAGCAUGUGUGAACUGUGUGCGGUGGUCAAACAGUGGGAUGUAUUUAGCUUCUGGGGGAGAUGACAAACUGAUUAUGGUGUGGAAGCGGGCUACGUACAUUGGGCCCAGCACUGUGUUUGGCUCCAGUGGUAAGCUUGCCAAUGUGGAGCAAUGGCGGUGUGUCUCCAUCCUUCGGAGUCAUUCAGGGGAUGUGAUGGAUGUAGCAUGGUCUCCUCAUGACGCCUGGCUAGCCUCGUGCAGCGUGGAUAACACUGUCGUCAUUUGGAAUGCCGUGAAGUUCCCAGAAAUUCUUGCAACUCUGAGAGGUCAUUCUGGCUUGGUGAAAGGGUUGACUUGGGACCCUGUUGGUAAAUACAUUGCCUCUCAAGCUGAUGAUCGAAGCUUGAAGGUAUGGAGAACGCUAGACUGGCAGCUGGAGACCAGCAUCACCAAACCUUUUGAUGAGUGUGGAGGAACAACCCAUGUACUCCGGCUUAGUUGGUCACCUGAUGGCCAUUACCUGGUAUCUGCCCAUGCCAUGAAUAACUCUGGCCCCACUGCUCAGAUCAUCGAACGAGAGGGCUGGAAGACCAACAUGGACUUCGUGGGGCACCGGAAAGCUGUGACUGUUGUGAAAUUCAACCCAAAAAUCUUCAAAAAGAAGCAGAAGAACGGGAGUUCUGCAAAGCCUAGCUGCCCAUACUGCUGCUGUGCUGUCGGCAGCAAGGACCGCUCCCUCUCUGUUUGGCUCACGUGUUUGAAACGGCCUCUGGUUGUCAUCCAUGAGUUGUUUGACAAGUCCAUCAUGGAUAUUUCCUGGACUCUGAACGGGUUGGGUAUCCUGGUAUGUUCCAUGGACGGCUCUGUGGCAUUCCUUGAUUUCUCCCAGGAUGAACUUGGAGACCCCCUGAGUGAGGAGGAAAAGAGCCGCAUUCACCAGUCCACCUAUGGCAAGAGCCUGGCAAUCAUGACCGAGGCCCAGCUUUCCACAGCUGUUAUUGAGAACCCUGAAAUGCUCAAGUACCAGCGGAGACAGCAACAGCAGCAGUUGGACCAGAAGAAUGCCACGGCUAGGGAGACAAGCUCAGCAUCCUCAGUCACGGGUGUGGUCAAUGGAGAAAGUCUGGAAGAUAUCCGGAAGAAUCUUCUGAAGAAACAAGUGGAAACACGGACAGCAGAUGGUCGGAGGAGAAUCACGCCUCUCUGCAUAGCACAGCUGGACACUGGGGACUUCUCCACGGCCUUCUUUAACAGCAUCCCACUCUCCAGCUCCCUGGCAGGCACCAUGCUCUCCUCUCCUAGCGGUCAGCAGCUACUGCCACUGGACUCCAGUACCCCCUCCUUCGGCGCCUCAAAGCCUUGUCCAGAGCCAGCGGCAGCCGCUGGUGCCAGGCCUACAGGCGAGUCUGUCAGUAAGGACAGUAUGAAUGCUACCUCUACUCCCGCUGCAUUGUCACCCUCCGUGUUAACAACCCCAUCCAAGAUUGAACCUAUGAAAGCAUUUGACUCCCGAUUCACAGAGCGGUCCAAAGCCACACCAGGUGCUCCUUCCUUGACCAGUGUGAUCCCAACAGCUGUUGAAAGGUUGAAAGAGCAGAACCUCGUGAAAGAGCUGAGGCCUCGGGACCUCCUGGAGAGUAGUAGUGACAGUGACGAGAAGGUCCACCUGGCCAAGCCCUCUUCACUAUCCAAGCGGAAACUUGAGCUUGAGGUAGAGACAGUGGAAAAGAAGAAGAAAGGUCGCCCUCGGAAGGAUUCUCGUCUCUUGCCCAUGUCUCUGUCUGUCCAGUCUCCAGCUGCCCUGUCUGCAGAGAAGGAGGCCAUGUGUCUGUCUGCACCAGCACUUGCACUGAAGCUGCCAAUUCCAGGCCCGCAGAGAGCGUUCACCCUCCAGGUGAGCUCUGACCCUUCCAUGUACAUUGAGGUGGAAAAUGAAGUGACCGCCGUUGGGGGAAUAAGGCUGAGCCGCCUGAAGUGCAACCGAGAAGGGAAGGAGUGGGAGACGGUGCUCACCAGCCGUGUCCUCACCGCUGCUGGCAGCUGUGAUGUGGUAUGUGUUGCCUGUGAAAAGAGGAUGCUGUCGGUGUUCUCUGCUUGUGGUCGCCGUCUUCUGCCUCCCAUCCUCCUUCCAUCUCCAAUCUCUACUUUGCAUUGCACGGGCCCCUACGUCAUGGCACUCACCGCUGCAGCCACACUCUCUGUCUGGGAUGUUCACAGGCAGGUGGUUGUGGUGAAAGAAGAGUCUCUACACUCCAUCUUGUCAGGAAGUGAUAUGACGGUAUCACAGAUCUUGCUAACACAGCAUGGAAUCCCAGUGAUGAACUUGUCUGAUGGGAAAGCAUACUGCUUUAAUCCAUCCCUCUCCACAUGGAACCUGGUUUCUGACAAGCAAGAUUCACUGGCCCAGUGUGCAGACUUCAGGAACAGCCUACCAUCCCAGGACGCCAUGCUGUGUUCAGGACCGUUAGCCAUAAUUCAGGGCCGCACCUCCAACUCUGGAAGGCAAGCUGCCCGGCUCUUCUCUGUGCCUCAUGUGGUGCAGCAGGAGACUACGUUGGCCUACCUAGAGAACCAGGUUGCCGCGGCACUUACCCUGCAGUCAAGCCAUGAGUACCGCCACUGGCUGCUCCUCUAUGCUCGGUACCUUGUGAAUGAAGGGUUUGAAUACCGACUCCGAGAAAUAUGCAAGGACUUGCUGGGUCCCGUUCACUGUUCUACUGGAAGCCAGUGGGAGUCAACAGUAGUGGGUCUGCGGAAGAGGGAGCUGCUGAAGGAGCUGCUGCCGGUCAUCGGGCAGAACCUGCGAUUCCAGCGCCUCUUCACUGAGUGCCAGGAACAGCUGGACAUCCUGAGAGACAAGUAGCCUGCCCUGGCUUGCCCCAGCUUUGGCAGGGGCAUGGCCACACUCUUGCCACUGGCAGGUGCCAGGGGCUAGCCCCCGCCUGUCAGGGUGGUAGUGGAGAGAGAACUUGGCAGAAGAUGUAUUGUGCUGUACCAGCACAGGCCAGCUCCCUGGGUGGACAUACCCAGGCCCGGGGUGACUCCAAAGGGGCAGCUUGUCCUUCCACAGGCCCAACUGUGGCCCUGGGGCUGGGACUGGGGCUCUGCCUCGCUGCCCUGGGGCCAGCAGCGGUCUCCUGAGCCCGUCUCCGCCUCGGCCCCAAGGUAGACACUCACUGGCUCCUGUCCUGGCGGGUGCCAUGCUGCUUCAGCUCUGACGAAGGAGCCAUCUGUGAGAGCGAGAGCCUGGGAGCGGUAGGGGUUCUGCAGCCCGCAGACGGACCCGAAGCCUGUGUGAAAGCAAAGCUGUUCUGACACAUGGACUAUUUUUGUACUAGAAUUUGCUAACUUGGAAUAUGGAGUUUCUUUUGGUCGAUCAGGAUAUCCCUAUAAGUUACUUGGACAUUGGUUACUUGUAGGAAAUUUAAACUCUAAUUAUGACAGCUACACUGAAAAUAAUUGUACUGAAAUUAACUUGUCUAUCUUCAUUUGGUUUAAUUUUUAAAUGUUUGUAAAAAGAGACACUUUGUGUGUUGGGGGGAUGGGACAAAGGGGAGGGCAAUUUUUUUUCUAAGUGUAAAAUAAAUGAACAUGCAUUGGAUACCAAA